CAGCUCGCUCUGCGUUACCUUUCAAAUUGUCCAUAUCCCUAGAUACCGAUAACCAGAUGAGCAAAGGCUGGCCGAAGCUCUACACUUUUACCGGACUAUAAUCUGCCAAAAUGCCGGGCACAGUUGCAGAUGGGCCAACAGUGGCCAUGUCCUUUGCCAACAACUUCUGGGGCAAGGAAGACGCGGGUGUUGGGCCAAUGUUGGAUAGAAUGCACACGUCGAAAGUAUCGUGUGAUGAGUUAAAGACAUUCUACAACAUACGGGCUGCUAUUGAGGAUGAGUACGCGCGAAAGCUUCUGGCACUAUGUCGCAAGCCACUAGGAUCAACAGAGAUAGGCUCCCUCCGGUCGUCCUUCGAUACCGUCCGCGGUGAGACUGAAGCUAUUGCCAAGGCCCACGCAGCAAUUGCGGGCCAGAUGAAGAGGGAGCUAGAGGAGCCAUUGAUUGCUUUCGCUGGUGGUUCCAAGGAGCGAAGAAAGAUCAUACAGAACGGUAUUGAGCGUCUUCUGAAGACUAAAAUCCAACAGACUCAGACUGUCAAUAAGACCAGAGAUCGGUAUGAACAAGAUUGCCUGCGGAUCAAGGGUUAUUUGGCUCAAGGGCACAUGGUCAUGGGCCACGAAGAGCGUAAGAACAAAGCGAAAUUGGAGAAGACGCAAAUACAGCUGGCAUCGAGCAGUAGCGAGUAUGAAGCAGCUAUUAAGAUUCUCGAAGAAACUACUACACGCUGGAACAAGGAGUGGAAGGCAGCUUGUGAUAAAUUCCAAGAUCUCGAGGAAGAGAGACUUGACUUCACAAAGAGCAGUCUAUGGACGUAUGCGAAUAUUGCAUCAACCGUCUGCGUCAGUGACGAUGCGUCCUGCGAGAAAAUCCGACUUUCCCUGGAAGACUGCGAAGUUGAAAAGGACAUAAUCUACUUCAUCAAAGAGAAAGGAACUGGUCAGGACAUUCCUGACCCUCCCAAGUUUAUCAACUUCUGCCGGGGCGACAUCAACGAUACCAGCUCGGAAGUAUCUGAAGAAGAAGGGUACUCGGUAGCCCAGUUUCAACGGACGAUAAACCCAGCAUAUCGCACUUCAUCACCGCAGCCUUCUUCGUAUGAGCCCCAAAUUGAUCCCGAUGCUGAAAUUGCAGCCAAGAUAAACGGCCCGUCCACUCCUUCGAGCAGGGAAGCUACAGUCACUCCGCAAAAACCACCACAGCAACCAAUGCAGCAGCCCGUACAGAAACAUGUGCAGCAACCUAUGCAGCAACAGCCGCAACAGCCAAUCCAGCAGCCGGUGCAUCCGCCAGUGCAGCAGCCUAUGCAGCCGCCAAUGCAGCCACCCGUGCAGCAACCUAGUAUGCCACAGCCAAUGCCGCAACAAAUGCAACAACCGAUGCAGCAGCCCGCUCCCUUGGAUCUACGGCGUGGCGGUCAGCUUCCACCAAACUAUGACCCCAACCAGCAUGGCGAAAUUGCAAAGGUGCCACACAACGCUUAUCCAACCGAUGGUAUGACCAUGUUUUGCAGAACAGGUCCGCCUUCAGAGCGCAGCUCGGGAUCCAAUAGCGCCUACCGACCGUCCAGUCGGGAUUCUCAGAGCGAAGUGUCAAACCCUACAUCGAUGUCGAGUCAGGAGCCACCAAGUGCCAGACAAUCUCCCACGAAACCUACGAAUGGUGUAGCCCUUCCAGGUCUAGGGGCAGACAAACAGGUACAAAAGAAGAGGAGUGCGUUCUUCAGCAACAGUCCCUUCCGACGCAAGAGUCGCCAUGAUAAAGACCGCCAGUCUGGCCCAUCUCAACCACCUUCUCGCGGCACUUGGGAAUCACCGUCAAAGUCCACCAGUCCCGUUAAAGCUCCUCAACCCCAACAGCCAAUUUCGGUUCCCGACCCCGACCGAGUUUCUGGAAGCCCCGAGCCCGUGGAUCCAAGGGCAAAUUUCCAGCUUAAUGUUGGAAACAAUGUUUUCGACGUGGACUCCCCUGACAAGGAUAAGAAGGGAUCCCCAUCGAAAACAGCCAAGGCUGGCGAAGAGGAGCUCGAUCCGAUUGCCCGGGCUCUUGCGGAUCUGAAAGUAGCAGGGAAGCAAUCAACCACUCGUGUAUCUGCUGACAGAUACCACGGAAUUGCAACUCCAGUGCCACCAGUAGCUGCUAACCCGGGCGCUGUGAGCACACCUCCCCCCGCUUACAACGAUUCAUCCCUGAAACGUCUCGACGCUCCGCAACCCGCAUUCACGUCAGCGCAGAUGCAGAAAACAACUCAGAGAUACACUGGCCAGGCCCAGAGUAUGCUUCGCGGCUCGAGCAAGCCCCCUUCAUUGACAAGCCGACACGGUGGACAGUCCCAAGAGGCCACACGGGCUCGUUCACCCGGUCCAGGACGAAGUGCGAGCCCUCAUGUCAGCCCUCGAGUUGACACUCGCAUGGGGCAAUACAGUAGAGCGGCUAGCCCUAGUCCGACUUACCAUUCGAGCAGCAGCAUGAGAAGCCGGUAUAACCAAUCGCCAACCGUCCCAUCCCCAUCCCAGCGUCCCGUGGAUGCAUCUCCAACUGCAGAGUAUGCCCGAAGAGGAUCUUCGCGUGCCGUGUCUCCUCAGCCACAAUACCGGCAGUCUCCCACCAUGGCACCGCGCGGCGUGUCCCCGCAGCCUCAAUACAGACAGCCUCAGAACACGAUGCCCCGUGCCGUCUCGCCACAGCCGCAAUUCAGACAACAAACCCGGCCAUCCAGCGCCGGCGGCAUGGAGCUUCAGCUUUCCGGACAACCCGACAUGUAUGCUGGCAGUCGUGACGGGUACGGCUCUCGACGCGGCAGUGGUAGACCCAUGUCAUACUACGAUGAGGCUGCGAGCGUGAGGAGUCGGUCCAGGAGCAGAACAGUCGCUGUUGCCGAUCCCAGCAGACAAUUCAGCCGCGACGGUCGACCCAUCCUUCACUUCGCACGAGCCAUGUACAGCUACACCGCCGCCAUUCCCGAAGAGUUAGGCUUCAGCAAAGGCGACGUCUUAUCAGUAAUCCGCCUCCAAGACGACGGCUGGUGGGAAGCCGAAAUCACCACCGCACGCAGCCGAACCGGAUUAGUCCCGAGCAACUACCUCCAAAUCAUCUAAAGACGAAAAAUACUAUUUAAAAAAAAACACACGACAAAACACGAUCAAUGCCUAUCUCAUGAACCAACAACCAACAACCAAAUCAUUCAUUCCAUCACCCCAUCUAUGACCCAACCAUGUCCUACUUAAUCACGUGUUCAUGAUCAUGAUACCAAAUUGUGCUCAUUUGUCUCUUUCUUUGCCACAUCUUCUAAUCUUU
This is a messenger RNA of Aspergillus vadensis CBS 113365, 3297 nucleotides long. Its product is annotated as formin-binding protein HOF1. The record is from RefSeq and is a predicted model, not a curated record. Gene Ontology annotation, cellular component: mitotic actomyosin contractile ring, proximal layer; cytoplasmic side of plasma membrane; cytoplasm. Bases 111 to 3098 code for a protein of 995 amino acids. The transcript has 7 exons. Gene Ontology annotation, molecular function: phospholipid binding; protein binding. Gene Ontology annotation, biological process: cytoskeleton organization. NCBI's taxonomy places the organism in Eukaryota, Fungi, Ascomycota, Eurotiomycetes, Eurotiales, Aspergillaceae.